CACAGGCUUGAAUCGGCGUUAAGGCCAGAGCUACCUUGGUCUCCGCCUUUCUCUUCUCCCCCUCCUCCACCUUCCAACGUGAUCCUAGCUCCCUUUACUGCGUAGCAAGCGUAGCAGUCCUUGCCGUCGAGCCGGCGACCCACUACCAGAGAUCUUCGGCGAUUCACCAACUGGUCGUGUCCACGGGCAAGGCUAGAUGCUAUGAAGAGGAUAAAAGGGCACUGUCUCCGUUGAGCUGUGUUGUGCGCCUCAAUGACCUUGACUCGCCCCACACUCUUGGCAACAACUCUUGCUCGCAACUUCACAAACAAACCACUUUACAUCUCCAGCAACGCAAUGUCGACGAAUGCAGCUAGCUUUGAUGCGCCUCCAGCGGGCAACUGGUCUAAGCCCUUCAAUCCAUCGCCCAGUGUGCUCGGCGUCUUCAACGCCCCGUCCAGCAGCGAGUCAACCAACGAGGUCGGCAGGAUCCUGGCCUACAAUCACAAGACCUACCAUGCCUUUUUCAACGAGUCAGGCUUUCACAAUCAUAUGCCUCACGCUCUCUUGGCCGGAUAUGGCGCCCAGGCUUCUCCGCAGCAGCUGAUCGACAUCUUUGGCUUUGCCAACUACCUUGACAAGUCUUUCAGGCUGAACAACAAGGCUAAGUACGGCACCAAGCCUGAUGGGCCCUUGGAUCCUUUAACCGAGUCGGACUGGAACAACAAGCUCGGCAAAGCCGAACAUUACUGGAGGUACUUGGCCUUCUUCGACAAGCAGCUCGAGACAGACGGCAUUGCAGAUGUCUUGCUCAAGUACGUCUUUGACGAGAGAUUGCAGGACAAGCCAUACCACAUGAUGGCCAGGUUCAUGGGUGGCGUGGUGCAUCCCCUCAUCCAUACGGGCAAUGGCGUCGAAUUCAACAUCCCAGGUUGCGUUGCCGAAGGCCUCGCGAUGACCUGCAUGACCUCGUCAAAGUACGCUUUCCUUUACCCAUCGGACUGGCUCUCACACUCGUACUAUAACGACAAGAACAAGCGGUCGCUGUCGACGGGCGAAAUGAUAGCCAAGUUGCUCAAAGACGAAAAGCUGGACCGUGACAGUCUCGGUCUGUCUAGAUCCCAGCCCACUCUCGAGAGUGACCCCUUGGUCAAGAGCGGUGCAGCCGAGCACCUGCUCCAAGAGUACGUCUACGCCUGGGACAAGACUCGCGGCCCCUCACCCGAUAUACCAGGCGCGAUGGAGGACCUGGCAUGGCUCACCACCCUCCUUGUGGGCGCCGUAUCCAAAUUCGAAAAGCGCUGGAGGCACGACUUCUUUCUCGCUCACGCCCUCACCUCAUACCUCUACCUCGCAAGCAUUUUGGAGGCGCUUCCGCCUCACAAUGAGACGUCGUCCUCGGACAAGCUCUCGCCCAGAUUGGCUCUGUUGCAAGCCUAUCUGCGCAUGAUCCUUCUCAUUUGGGUGCUUCGCGGUCGUCCCGACUUUCACAUUAGCGAUCAGCUCAUGAGCGAGAGCGUCCACGUCGGUCAAAGUGAGGGACCUCAGUGGCCUGAGCUGUUGGAGGUCAUCAGGACCCACGAGGAUGAGCAUGCUGCCAAGGCACUGCGCUCCCUUUACUACCUCGAUCGCAGGUACGGCGAUCGCAAGGGAAAUAUCUUGACAGGCUACGACGACGCAGCCCAUCUCGAUGGCACGGCUUUCCUGCGGACUGCCCGACAGCUCGUGCGCCAAUUUGGCGCGCAGCAGCCUCCGCAGUCGGACAUGGACGACAUGUACGGAUGGGACUUUUCCGGGUUCUUCAGCGAUGUGCCCGACAAUGCGCCAAAAAACCGGCUGUAAUUCCACGACCGCUCAUCUUCAGCUGUCUACACUCCAUCUUUCCUUCUUGUCAAGGGCGUUCUUUUAUACCACCCCUUCAAAACAUUUCAAAUUCACCCAUCGUGUAUGGUCCUUACUGCACUUGUUAUUAUUCAAGUAGCUUGGACAGGUUUGACGAAACUCCCUUCCAAGUACAUCAGUGCCUAGGAGAGCUUGUCAUUGGCAAUGCAGGCGCGGUAGUACGUGGCGAGGCCAUCAAUGAGGCUCGGCUUGAGCGUCUCCCAGCCAAGCAGGCUCCUCGCCAGCGUCGGUCUGACAUUGCUCGUCGUCGCCACGGCAGCUUCAAAUGCUCCUUCGGGUUUCUUGAUCACGAACUUGUCCAACGAAAGGCCGGACACAGCAGACAGCUGAUGGAUGAAGCCAAGGAGAGGCACAGUGUAGGCAUUGGA
Messenger RNA from Acaromyces ingoldii, 2249 nucleotides. RefSeq lists its product as hypothetical. The coding region runs from base 337 to 1821 and encodes 494 amino acids. NCBI's taxonomy places the organism in Eukaryota, Fungi, Basidiomycota, Exobasidiomycetes, Exobasidiales, Cryptobasidiaceae. Gene Ontology annotation, molecular function: oxidoreductase activity. The record is from RefSeq and is a predicted model, not a curated record. The transcript is spliced from 5 exons.